CACUACCACCUGGCAGACAGCCGGUUCCUCGACAAGUUGCCGUAGCUACACCCAGCCGGAAACAAAUCUUUGUGCGGUGCGCUCGCGGCGGGAGCGCGCAGACACACAAACACGCAAACAUUCGGCCCCUCCGCUCCACCGCACGCCUGGGCUGGACGGCCGAUGAGAUCGCGUCAAUGCAAGUGCCAGCUGAAACAGCUCCCUGCCCACGCCGUCAACCCUCAUGCCCACUCGUUGCCCGUAAGCGCUGCUUGCGGCGCAGCAUGCAGUGCACGGCUGCAGACCCGUGUUGCGUGCCUCCUCCCUCGCCGUUCCACAGGGCCACGAUGUUUCUCGAGAGCCGCCAGGAAACAUUCCAGCACACGCUCGACAGCCGCGCGCCGUGCAACAAGGCGCAGUUAUUUCGGGCUGUGGAGCGUAUCGAAAACCAAAUUUCCCACCCUUGCAAGAUCGUCCGGCUGCGUUUGAUCGCUGCCGUCAUCGUGUUCUUAUUGUCGGACCCUCUUGCCUCGUCAAACGCACAGGCACGUGUUUUUCAGCAACCUGUUCAUGCACUCCCCACCGCGUUGAAUCAGGAGGAACAUCAAUUUUCCGCCUGGACCUUCAUUUACCUGACGCACCGCCCGCGGAUCGGAGAUAGGCUGCCUGGCUCUUGGUCAUCGUUGCACGGCUUUUCUGCUGAAGCCCACUCAAACGUCCGUAGUUGCAGAAACCUUCCUCGGCGGCCGAUAUAUAUUCCGCUUGCAGACGCAUAACAGAACAUGCAGAUGAGCACCUCAACAGGCAACUUGUACGCUCGGCGACCCUCCAUAUCAAGCAGGCAAUGAUCUAUUGAUGGCAAGAGGUGCCGCAAACUCGGUCGCCAUCGGCGACUUAGCGCACCGUCUGGAGAGCUCGCACCGCUAAAGUCCUGAGUUUCACCGAGUACACGGUAGCACGAGGUCGCAUGUGUCCGUAUAUGGAGCUUUUCGUUCGUCCCGUGCUCCUGCACCGCACGUCUCCAUCACGUCCGUCAAGAUUUGGUCUUGAGUUGGGAGUGGAAAGUUUAAGCUAGGAGCCGUGCCG
This is a messenger RNA of Paraphaeosphaeria sporulosa, 1065 nucleotides long. RefSeq lists its product as uncharacterized. Lineage: Eukaryota; Fungi; Ascomycota; Dothideomycetes; Pleosporales; Didymosphaeriaceae. The coding region runs from base 177 to 755 and encodes 192 amino acids. The record is from RefSeq and is a predicted model, not a curated record. The transcript has a single exon.